GCGGUGGUCUCACGAAUCAGUUAUACUAUUGUGCUCUCAAUGAAGACCAUAGAAAACUGGUAACAACUGAACCAAAAGAGGUGGCCAUCAGAUUGUAUUUGGAAAAGCAUUUCAAUAAUACUGAUCACGAGGGCAAUGAGAGACUUACAGAUGUUAUUAUAGCUCUCAUUAUGUCUGAGAAGAAUUUGGGACCAAAAAUAUACGGACUCUUUGAAAGCGGACAAAUCCAGAAAUAUUAUCAACACCAAUGCUUUCGUACGGCUGAAACUAAUGAUCCAAAAUUAGUACAAGAAUUGGCCCAAAAGUUGGCGAGAAUUCACUCGACAGUGGUUCCCAUAAAGAAGAACUCGAAUUGGAUUUUCGACUUUUUCGACAACUCAUACAACGACGCCUACAAACUGUUUGACUUAAAGACAUUGUAUAGAGAGACCAAUUGUGAGACAUUACUUAGACAUGAUUUGAAAGACGAGUUGGAAUGGCUUAAGAAAGUGAUCACUGAAAUCGAUUCCCCCAUAACUUUCACUCACAUAGACUUCAGG
This is a messenger RNA of Oppiella nova, 539 nucleotides long. Lineage: Eukaryota; Metazoa; Arthropoda; Arachnida; Sarcoptiformes; Oppiidae. The record is from the annotation of a GenBank genome assembly.